Molecule: messenger RNA, 1425 nt
Organism: Pochonia chlamydosporia 170
Lineage: Eukaryota; Fungi; Ascomycota; Sordariomycetes; Hypocreales; Clavicipitaceae
Product: nacht and wd domain-containing protein
Exons: 2
Coding region: 1-1425 (474 amino acids)
Source: RefSeq, a predicted model, not a curated record
AUGUUGUCCCGCUUUAGCAAGUUUAAGACCAAAUUUAAACCCCUGCCGCAGACUGCUCAGCCACAGAAAGCCUUAGCUCAUCGCGAACUCACGCAGUCCCAAACAUCUCCACCAUUGGUGACUACCCUGAAGUCUGCAGCCGAGGCGGCGACAUCACUGCCCGACGUUGCUCCUUCUCAAACCUCGCUGUCGAGUCUGCAGGAGCGACUUUGGAACCAGGCAUACGAUGAACUUAAAGCCAGCGAGCCUAAAGCAGUCGAUGCGUACGAGACGAUCCUAUCCAAUGAACUUUGCCCAGGGAAUAAUAUGCAAAAUGAGAUAGGCAAGACUCCUGAUACAAGGUGUCAACAAAUGCAACAGCUGGUCCAUGCAGGACUAAACCGCACACUCAAGGAAGCCUCUAUCAAGCAGGGAAUCGGUGAAUGCAUGGAGGCGGUGCAAGCAUUGAGAGGAAUAGUCGGCCAGGCCAUACAGGCUGCUCCACAAGCUGCGGUCGCAUGGGUUGGUGUUUGCAUUGGCUUAGAGAUCAUUUCGAAACCAGUCACUGAGGCUCUUAGCAAUCGCAAAGGAAUAUCUUACGUUCUGUCGAGAGUGAAUUGGUACUGGAACCUGGCGCAUCUCUUAUUAGACAAAAAUAAGGCUGUCGACUCCUCAGCUGAGCUACGCGACGAAUUAGAGAGCCAUAUCGUCAAACUCUACCAAAAACUCCUCUUAUACCAGAUAAAGAGCAUCUGUCUUUAUCGCCGGAAACAGCUUAGUAUUAUCGGCAGGGAUCUACUUUCGCUUGAUGACUGGGUUGGCCAACUUAGUGACAUCCGAGAAGCAGAGAAUGCCAUCAAAAAUGAUGCAGAGCAGUACAAUUGUGAGCAGAUAAAGGAAUACAUUAGCAAUCUCGCUACUACUGCAGCUUCCCAAGAAAAGAAGCUCGAUGGCAUCUAUUCAGCUAUUCAGGACCAAACACAGCGACAAGAGGAGAGGUAUCAAGACGACAAAGACAAGCAGUGCUUGAAAGACCUAUAUGAAACCAAUCCUAUUAAGGACAAGGAGCGCAUUCAGGAUACAAAGGGCGGUUUACUUAGGGGCUCGUAUCUCUGGAUUCUUGAAAACACCGACUUCAGACAAUUUCGCAAUAAUCCGCAGAGCCGGCUACUAUGGAUUAAGGGUGACCCUGGUAAAGGCAAGACUAUGCUUUUGUGCGGCAUUAUUGACGAGCUGCAGAAAGAACCCGAUACAGUCUUAUCCUACUUCUUCUGCCAAGCUACCGAGGCUCAAUUGAGCAACGCAACAUCUGUCUUACGUGGGCUUCUGUACCUAGCCAGUUGUCAAUAUACUCGCUGGGACCGUUACAUGUACCACGAAGUACCUUUCCCCCGAUAUUUUGAAGAAAGAGAGUGCGCAGCAGGAAGCAAUAUUUGCAAAGAAUAA